Molecule: messenger RNA, 1836 nt
Organism: Metarhizium acridum CQMa 102
Lineage: Eukaryota; Fungi; Ascomycota; Sordariomycetes; Hypocreales; Clavicipitaceae
Source: RefSeq, a predicted model, not a curated record
AUGAUAGAAACCCUCAUGCCGCAUCUCGUCCAGUUGCUCCUGGCCUCUCUCGCAAACCAUGGCUUCACUCAUGCCAGUGCCUUGCCGGAAGUUGUCUUUAGACCAACCACAGAUGGAUCCGUCGGCGCCGUUGCUAGCGAGAGUAUCGAGUGCAGUGCUAUUGGCAGAGACUUGUUGGCUCGAGGGGUGAGGCUUUCUCCGCCAUCUUAUCGCAUGGACUCUACUGACUUUUGGGGUCAACAGGGCAACGCUGCAGAUGCCUUGGUAGGCACAACUUUUUGUGUGGGCGUCAUCGGCAUGUACCACUCUGGCAUUGGCGGAGGUGGAUUCGCAAUGAUCCGUGACCCCGAGGGUAACUAUGAGGCGGUCGACUUUAGAGAAGCGGCUCCUGCAGCAGGCCAUGAGGAUAUGUAUCAGGGCAAUGUCCCUGGAAGCAUAUACGGUGGCCUAGCUGUGGGAGUACCAAGUGAGGUUCUCGGGCUGGAAUACAUUCAUAGCAAAUAUGGCUCACUACAAUGGAAGACGGUCAUGCAAGGCGCCAUUCAUGUGGCCCGCGGCGGCUUCAGGGUUUCAAGCGAUUUAGUAGGCUACGUCGAACGCGCUGUCAAAGGAAAGCCCAAUUUUUUGGUGGAGGACCCCAACUGGGCACAAGACUUUGCCCCCAAUGGGACUCUCCUCCAGGCAGGUGAGAUAAUGACAAGAAAGCGCUAUGCCAAAACUCUGGAGAAGAUUGCAAAUCAAGGCUCCAAGGUCUUUUACACCGGCGAACUCGCGGAAACGCUGGUCAACUACAUCCAACAAACAAAUGGCACCCUGACAUUAUCCGACUUCAAAAACUACAAAGUCAUCAGUCGACCCGUCAAAAACGUCACCUACCGCGGCCUCAACCUAUACACCAUCGGCACUCCGGCCAGCGGCGCUAUAACUCUCAACAUUCUCAAAAUCAUGGAGCAGUUCGACAUGGCAGACUCGAAAGACACUAAUCUCACAUCCCAUCGCUUUGUAGAAGCCAUGCGCUUCGGGUACGGCGCUCGUUCCGAGCUCGGUGAUCCAGCGUUUGUCGAGGGGCUAGAUGAAUACGAAGCGCAUCUGUUGGAUGAGGUUCACGCCAAGCAUACUAGGGAGCGUAUUUCGGAUAAGCAGACUCUCCCAGUGAAGGAGUAUGAUCCCAAGGGCGUGGAAUUGCCCGAGAGUCACGGGACGUCGCAUAUCGUCACGGCUGAUGAGUCUGGGAUGGCCACGUCGCUUACUACGACUGUCAAUCUAUUGUUUGGUGCGCAGAUCAUGGAGCCGUCGUCCGGUAUUAUUCUGUACGUUCUCCCCUUCGCAAUUCAUGGUCAUAAAUCAACAUGUCAGUCUAAUAUUGAUAGAAACAAUGAAAUGAAUGACUUUUCCAUCCCUGGUGUUCCCAAUGAAUUCGGCUUCCAACCCUCCGUCGCCAACUUCAUUCGCCCCGGCAAACGGCCCCUGUCCAGCGUGACCCCCGUCAUCGCCGCAUUCCCCGACGGCAAGUUGUUUGCCACUGUUGGAGCAGCGGGCGGUUCUCGCAUCAUUUCUUCCACUACAAGUGCUCUAUGGCGCACCAUUGAGCAUGGGAUGACCAUGAAAGAGGCCCUUCGCGAGCCGCGUCUUCACGACCAAGUUAUGCCGAAUACUCUACUUCUGGAAUAUGGUUUUGAUGCUGAAACGGCGGCAGGGCUCAGGGAGAGGAAGCACAAUAUUACGUGGGUGAGACCAGGUUUGAGUGCUGUUCAGGGUAUUAGGAGGCUGGGUGAUGGGUUAUUUGAAGCGGCGAGCGAACCUAGACAGAAUAAUAGCGGGGGGUUAACAAUAUAG